GCUAAUUUGUGAAAAGAACAGAAAAACCCAUUCUUUCUUCUUCAAACGCAAACGCUGUGGUGUUCGGUGGGUCGCUGAAACUGGUAUGAUCGAUCUAUGCGAUAAUCUCUUCUGUUGGCUACGGUUCUGAUGAAGGAGUGUAUGCUUGGGUUGUUGCUAAUUAUGCACUGGGAACUCUGGGAGGUGAUCCUUCAGAGACAACUGGGAUUAUCGAGCUUGGUGGUGCUUCUGCUCAGAAUGUUGCUCAUGACUCAUGGAGAGAAGCAAUUAUAUCAGGAGAUUUAAACUUGGUUUUCAUUGUACACUACUGACAACACAAGAAGAGUUGAGUAAAUAACUAAGGGAAAACAGAAUAUGUAUACACUCGUAUAAAAGAGUCUUCAAGACAUGCUUUGGAGGUUUUAUCUGAAGAUUUGCCUGCUACUAUUGCUAAAAUUUCAUUUCCAAAGACAAUGCGUUGGAAUUCACAGUGGAAAUUCGUCUUGUGGCCUUCGUAAUACUACUUCAGCUGUUGUCCAGAUAGAAAACGCUGAAUCUUAUCCAGCUGCAAUGAGAAAGGCUGGAGUCAAUGUUGUAGUUGAGGACCGUAAGAAAAAAAUUGUCGAGCAAUCUAAUACAUUAGCCGAAAGUGUAAAUGGCCAAAUUCUGAUUCCGAAAGGUUUGCUUGACAAGGUUAUAAAUCUUGUUGAGGCACCUAUUCCAGUGCUUGGAAAGUUUAAAGAAACCUUCUUAGAUCUUCCAAAGGAUCUUUUGACUAUGGUUAUGCGAAAGCACCAGAAAUAUUUUGCUAUAUGUGAUACUAAUGGACAAUUGCUGCCCUACUUUAUUGCUGUUGCAAAUGGAGCAAUUGAUGAAGCUACAGUGAGGAAAGGAAAUGAAGCUGUGCUCAGGGCUCGCUAUGAAGAUGCUAAGUUCUUUUAUGAGUUGGACACUCAUAAAAUGUUUUCAGAAUUCCGAAAGCAACAGGAAAAUAUGCUCUUUCAUGUAAGUUGUAUAUUGAAGUUCUAAAUAAAUGCUGGAUGAUAGCUUUUAUUCUUUACUAGGUUUUUUUUUUUUUUUUUAAUUCUUUUCUAAUUUUAUUUUCUUGUAAAUGAGGCAAAAAUACUUUCUCAUGUUGAGGUUGAAAAUAAAAUAAGGGGAAAAG
Trifolium pratense (red clover) is the source of this 1144-nucleotide messenger RNA. RefSeq names its product glycine--tRNA ligase, chloroplastic/mitochondrial 2-like. Gene Ontology annotation, biological process: glycyl-tRNA aminoacylation. Gene Ontology annotation, cellular component: mitochondrion; chloroplast stroma; cytoplasm. NCBI's taxonomy places the organism in Eukaryota, Viridiplantae, Streptophyta, Magnoliopsida, Fabales, Fabaceae. Gene Ontology annotation, molecular function: ATP binding; glycine-tRNA ligase activity. The record is from RefSeq and is a predicted model, not a curated record. The transcript is spliced from 12 exons. The coding region runs from base 388 to 1008 and encodes 206 amino acids.